CCCUGAUCCCUCGCACCAAGGGCUGAAACUUCGGGGGAAAGGAGGCAGGAGAGAGAAAACUCUCUGCAAGAGGUCUGCAGUCUGAUGAGGGAGGCACAGUUCUUCUACUGCUGGGGGAAGACAGAGACUCAGAGACAGGCGUGCACAGGGGCCUGAGGCAGGCCCCGUCUGAGCGGCGGGGGGCGGGGACAGCACAGGCCCCCGCGCGGUUGCCGCGGCGGCUCCGGGGCUGGAGUUAUCAGCCUGGAAUGCCAGGCGGUGAGCUCAGCCUCGCGGCCGCCCGAGUUAAACUGUCAACAGGGCUGUCUCACUGGAGAAGCUCCCCAGCCCCUCUGGGCCACGGAGAGGACUAAAUUUAGCCGGUAGACAAGAGGCUGGCCCCGCGCCCGGGGCGGCCGGGCCUUAUAAAGCGGCGGCGGCCGGGGCCCGGCAGCUCCCCGAGCCCGCUGCCCCCCGUGCUGCCUGCCCGCCCAGCCCGCCGGCCGGGGCCUGCCGCCACCCGUGGAUGAGCCACAGGACCUCCUCCACCUUCAGAGCGGAGCGGAGCUUCCAUUCCUCCUCCUCCUCCUCCUCGGCCUCCCACAGCCUCCCAGCCCAGGACCCACCCAUGGAGAAGGCCUUGAGCAUGUUCUCCGAGGAUUUUGGCAGCUUCAUGCGGCCCCACUCGGAGCCCCUAGCCUUUCCAGCGCUCCCCACGGCCCGCGCCGGGGGACCGGGCAACAUCAAGACCCUGGGAGACGCCUACGAGUUUGCUGUGGACGUGAGUGACUUCUCACCUGAAGACAUCAUCGUCACCACCUCCAACAACCACAUCGAGCUGGCAGCCGACGGCACUGUCAUGAACACCUUCGCUCACAAGUGCCAGCUGCCGGAGGACGUGGACCCCACGUCGGUGACCUCGGCCCUGCGGGAGGACGGCAGCCUCACCAUCCGGGCCAGGCGCCAGCCCCCCACGGAGCACGUGCAGCAGACCUUCCGGACAGAGAUCAAGAUCUGAGGGCCGCCCCGCCCCACCCCCCACUGCCCCGUGUCACGUUCUCCCCCUCCGGCCAGCCAGAGUGGCUCUCCUGAUCCCCUCGUGUCAGCCCCUCGUGUUCCCGGGCUGAGACCCCACCCCACCCCAGACCCCAGGUGGGUCAUCCCCACCCCCAAAUGAGGGCUUCUGCUCUACCCAGGGCAGGCCGGGGACCCCCCUGCCUCACUCGUGGCCCCCAGAUUGCAGAUACGGCCUUAAUCCAGAACAAAGGGUUUGGGAUGGGAACAGGAAAUCCCAGAGAACCCGGUUUGGAGAAGGGGGUUGGGACAGGCAAUCUGGGCAAAUAAUCUGCAGGACAGACAGACAUAUUCUUUCAUCUUUGGAGUCGCUGCAGGGUAGGGGAACUGGGUAUCCGGGACCCCCUUGGCCAAGGGGAGCAGGAGGGCUGAGGGAGGUCGCUGACAGAGGCGCCCAUGAAACCCAACUGCCAGGCACGGAGAGGCAGGAGACAGCCCUGAGGGUCCGUUUCCCCGCGGCCGUUCUCCAAGCCCGGAGCCCGCUGCUAGGCUGCCCGCUCACGAGGUGUCCCAUCCAGCCCACUGCCCCCGGGCAGGGCCAUGUUGUGUCUGUAUAUAGAUGGGGUUUUUCCAAUACAGCUGGUUCGUGAUAAACUGUG
Messenger RNA from Cervus elaphus (red deer), 1652 nucleotides. It is a transcript of the gene HSPB7, whose product is annotated as heat shock protein family B (small) member 7. NCBI's taxonomy places the organism in Eukaryota, Metazoa, Chordata, Mammalia, Artiodactyla, Cervidae. Gene Ontology annotation, biological process: heart development. The transcript has 3 exons. Gene Ontology annotation, cellular component: nucleus; cytoplasm. The record is from RefSeq and is a predicted model, not a curated record. The coding region runs from base 506 to 997 and encodes 163 amino acids.